AUGCUGGCCCGCCCUGCGCCGGUUCCUCCCCGUGCCGGCUUCCCCGCGCGCCGCCUCGAGCGAGAGGCCGUCCGCCUCGCCUGCCCGCCCGCCGACCCGGCCGGCUCCGGCCCCGGCGCCUGGCGGCUUCGCCUGCCUGCCCGACGACCCGGCCGACUCCGGCCCCGGUGCCUGGCGGCUUCGCCUGCCCGCCCGCCGACCCGGCCGACUCCGGCCCCGGAGCUAGACGGCGUCGCCUGCCCGCCCGCCGCCCCGGCCGACUCCGGCCCCGGCGCCUGCCGGCCCCGCCUGCUCGCCCGCCGCCCCGGCCGACUCUGGCUCCGGAGCCAGGCGGCUUCGCCUGCCCGCCCGCCGCGCCGGUCGACUCCGGCCCCGGUGCCAGGCGGCCUCGCCUGCCCGCCCGCCACCCCGGCCGACUCCGGCCCCGGUGCCAGGCGGCCUCGCCUGCUCGCCCGCCUUCGUCCGCCGCGCGGCUCCACUGCCCCCGACCCGCCUCCGCCUCCCCCGCGCGCCGCGCCGGCUCGCCGCUCGCCGGCACCGCUAGCUCGGCCACGGGCCUCCUCCGCUCCACGCCGGCUCGCGGCUUCGCCUGCACCCACGCCCGUCGCCUGCCCGACCUCCCGCUCCAAGGCCGGCUCCCCCCUUCCCCGCAUCCGGCCGGCUGCUCAGCCGGCUCGAGCGCGGUGA
This is a messenger RNA of Aegilops tauschii subsp. strangulata, 687 nucleotides long. The record is from RefSeq and is a predicted model, not a curated record. Lineage: Eukaryota; Viridiplantae; Streptophyta; Magnoliopsida; Poales; Poaceae.